UUCUUGUUUCUGCUUAAUUUAUAUAUCAAGUUAGAGGAAUCAAGAAUGACUAAUUAAUGAAAUUUGAAAGACUAAUCGAACUCAAUUUGACAAUAUUGAGACCAAUUUAAUAAAAGAAUCAAAGUCCAAAGAACCCGCCCGUUUUUUUUUUUUAACCCGCUAGCCAACUUCGGCCCUGAAAUUUGCUCGAACUCGACAAAAGAAAUAGAGUCUUGAUAGAAUUACCAAAACCAAGCUACAGUGCACUCCUGACAUCGAAUCAAGAUAGAGUUUGUCGUUCCACAUCGACACAUCCUGCGCAAACCAUCGCUCUUCAAAGUAGGGCCGAAAUUGAGCUCUGUUUGUCAUGUUUCUUCGGCGAGCUGCAGUGGCAUUGCCCCACUCGAGAAGGUUCUUUAGUACUGACAAAACUUAUGAUAUUUCAAGUGUCAUUGAAGAAAUGAAUAAGGAAAUGGAAUCAGUCUUUGGUGAAUGUCCUCCAAGUGAACUUGCUGCAGGUUCUAUCAAUAACAAUCAAGCGGUUGGAGAAUCCCGUUUAAAACCUCAUGGACUCGCCAGUUCUAAUAGUGAAAAUUUUAGUAGGUCUCAAGAAUCCCAAUUUGCACAUCAAAAAAUGAAUCAUAAUCCUGUUGGGCUAACCCACAUUGGAAGUGCAGGAGAGGCCCAAAUGGUGGACGUGUCUCCAAAAGAAAACACUAAGAGAAUUGCUAUUGCUAGUUGCAAAGUAAUUCUUGGCAAGAAGGUGUUUGAUAUGGUCUUAGCCAACCAAAUGGCCAAAGGCGAUGUCCUUACCGUGGCCAAAAUUGCUGGCAUAAAUGGAGCAAAGCAUACUAGCAGCUUUAUCCCAUUAUGCCACAAUAUCAUGCUAACCCAUGUUCGUGUUGAUCUAGUGCUGAAUCCGGAUGAUCACAGUGUCAAAAUUGAAGGGGAAGCUGCUUCAUCUGGGAAAACUGGGGUUGAGAUGGAGGCAAUGAUGGCUGUGACGGUUGCUGGCCUAACUGUUUAUGAUAUGUGCAAGGCCGCUUCUAAGGAAAUUCAGAUGACAGAUGUGCGGCUUGAGCGUAAAACUGGUGGUAAGAGCGGGGACUGGUCCAGGGAGUAGUGGUAUGUUUGAUUGAAGAAUGUACUGUUGGUAUUGCCAAAUGACAUGAAGGUUAUUGCAUUAAAGUGUUCCUUUGUUUUUCAAGGAAGUUGAUGAUCAAAUGAAAUGUUUAUCGUCAAAGAUUAGUUUGAUA
This is a messenger RNA of Populus nigra (black poplar), 1235 nucleotides long. RefSeq names its product cyclic pyranopterin monophosphate synthase, mitochondrial. The transcript is spliced from 3 exons. The record is from RefSeq and is a predicted model, not a curated record. Bases 347 to 1102 code for a protein of 251 amino acids. NCBI's taxonomy places the organism in Eukaryota, Viridiplantae, Streptophyta, Magnoliopsida, Malpighiales, Salicaceae. Gene Ontology annotation, biological process: Mo-molybdopterin cofactor biosynthetic process.